Molecule: messenger RNA, 738 nt
Organism: Cynara cardunculus var. scolymus (artichoke)
Lineage: Eukaryota; Viridiplantae; Streptophyta; Magnoliopsida; Asterales; Asteraceae
Product: 15.4 kDa class V heat shock protein
Exons: 2
Coding region: 190-606 (138 amino acids)
Biological process (GO): protein complex oligomerization; protein folding; response to heat
Source: RefSeq, a predicted model, not a curated record
AUCAUUUUUGCAUGUGCUUACAAACCCAUCAUCACCCACCACCCAUUUUCUUGCUUUUAUAAUCAGUCUCAAACCAUCCAACCAUCUCCCUCUUCAUUCUUCCCUUUUGAUUCUUUCUCUUGGUCUCAAUUCUCAUAUCUUGGUUCUUUGCCAAGAAACCUUCUUUUCUGCAAAAGAGGAGGAAGAAAAAUGGAGUUCUCAACAUUCCACCCUUCUUGGCACUCUUUCUUCACCUCCCCUCUCCUCUUUCCCUACCCCUUUAUCCCGGAAAACUACGUUCAUUGGACCGAAACCCCCGAAUCCCACAUUUAUUCGGCCGACAUCCCCGGUGUGAGGAAAGAGGAUAUCUGUGUGGAAGUUGAGGACUCGAGGUACCUUAUUAUUCGUACCGAAUCAGCCGAUGAUACAGUGACAACCGCCGGUGGUCGGACUUUUAUGAAAAAGUUCAGGCUGCCCGAUACCAUUGAUGUCAACGGGAUUUCUGCUUGUUACGAGAAUGGUGUUCUGACGGUUACUGUGCCACGGCUUUUUGUUCGAAGGGGUUUCUAUAUCGAGCCAGCCGAUCUGUCGGCGGUCCAAACCGAAGUUCUCGCUCGGGCUGCCUGAAUCGAUGUCCGGAAGCUUAUUACACCAUAAGAUAUUUGGUAUUUGAUUUGAUAGUUUCAAGGCUUAUUUGGAUUCAAAAAUAGUGUAAAACAUUGUUUUUGGAGGAAUAUGUUUUCAAGAUUUUGUGGUUUA